AUGCCUCCAAAGCCCAAACUCAACGUGCACAACUUCCCCCGACCACCCCUCCUCGAAAAGACACCCCGCCACCUCCAGGUCAAAUGGCGGGACCAGACAAUCGCUGAUACCAAAGACGCGUACUGGGUCCUUGAAACGACACAUCCUCCUACCUACUAUCUCCCCGUGACGGCCUUCACCCUGCCCCUCCACCCCUCCCCCCACACCUCCUUCUGCGAAUGGAAAGGGCGCGCUACGUACUGGAACCUCCAAUCCCCCGACGGCGACAAAGAGGUCGUCAGAAACAGAGCCUGGAGUUAUGAAUCCCCUACGAAGGGGUUCGAGGCGAUCAAGGGGUAUGUUUCGUUGUAUGCCGAGCCCUGGGAUUGCUAUGUGGAUGGGGAGAAAGUGGAGCCGCAGCCGGGGGACUUCUACGGGGGUUGGGUCACGGGUGAUAUCGAGGGGAGGGUGAAGGGGGGCCCGGGAACGUGGGGUUGGUGA
This is a messenger RNA of Letharia columbiana, 480 nucleotides long. RefSeq lists its product as uncharacterized. The record is from RefSeq and is a predicted model, not a curated record. Bases 1 to 480 code for a protein of 159 amino acids. The transcript has 2 exons. Lineage: Eukaryota; Fungi; Ascomycota; Lecanoromycetes; Lecanorales; Parmeliaceae.